Molecule: messenger RNA, 3599 nt
Organism: Panthera uncia (snow leopard)
Lineage: Eukaryota; Metazoa; Chordata; Mammalia; Carnivora; Felidae
Gene: TMEM200C
Product: transmembrane protein 200C
Exons: 1
Coding region: 3-2060 (685 amino acids)
Source: RefSeq, a predicted model, not a curated record
GGAUGUUGCUGCAGCCAAGCCUAUACCCUCUGACUGUCUUCUUCUGCUUUGCAGCAGGAGGAGGUGGCCGAGCAGCUAGUGGGCAGUUGGCGCCCCCCACUACUCAAGCCUCCGCCCCAGAAACUAGCCGCGCACCGCACGGGCUCACCAUGAUCGCCACCGGUGGCCUACUGAGGAUUUCUGCCAGAAAGCAGGAUCCCCUCCGGCCCCCAAGCCAGGUCCCCAAACGCAAGCGGAAAGCCAAAAAAAGGCGCAAGAACGACGUGGUGGUGGUGAAAGGCAAGCUAAAGCUGUGCUCCAUCUCGGGGCUCAUUGCCCUCUGCGGGAUCCUGGUGCUGCUGGUGGGCAUAGCCAUGGCGGUGGUGGGCUACUGGCCCAAGGCCAACGGGGCCAAUAGGGAAGGGGGUAAGCAGCUGCCGCCCGCAGGCAGCGGCCACCGCGUCCCGACCACGGCCAGUGGCAGCAGCAGUGGGAGCAAAAACCGGUCCAGGAGCCACCUGGGGACUCCGGGGGGUGUCAACUCCAGUUCGGUGGGUGUGCCCCGAAGCACCCCUCCAGCGCGGUCAGCCUCCCCUUCGUCUUCCUCCACGUCCGUGGGUUUCUUCUUCCGCAUCUUCUCCGGAUACCUGCACUCCGACAAGCUCAAGGUCUUCGGGCCCCUCAUCAUGGGCAUAGGCAUCUUCCUCUUCAUCUGCGCCAACGCGGUGCUCCACGAGAACCGAGACAAGAAGACCAAGAUCAUCAACCUGCGGGACCUCUACUCCACCGUCAUCGACGUGCACAGCCUUCGCGCUAAAGACCUGGCGGCCGCCGCGGCUGCGGCCGCCGCCGCCGCCUCCUCGUCCUCCGCCCCCACCUCGGCGACCCCCGGAACCGCGCCGCUCAACGGCUUCCUCAGCUACGUGCAGUCGCGGGGCCUGGAGCUGAAGCCCGGGAGCUGCGGCGGCGGUUCAGGGGACGCCUUCGGGGCGGCGGCGUUGCUGGCCAGGGGCUCGUGGCCUCACCCCUCGGCGCUAGGCGGGGGCGGUGGCGGGGCCAAGGAAGCCGCGUCCCCGCCGGACCUGGCCUCGUCUCCGCGCUGCCCGCGGGAGUCCCCGAGCCUGACGGAGGCCGUAUACAGCAUCUACCGCGAGCGCUCGGGCGUGGCUGGCCGUCGCCGGGCCGCCGCCGCCGCCGCCGCCGCUGUGGCCGCUGCCGCCGCCGCCACCGCGGCCGCCAGCAGCGGCGGCAGCCCGGCGCCCUGCAGCCCACCCGAGAGCUGGGGGCGCCAGAGCACCGCCAGCUCCCUCGUGGGCUCUUCGCUGAGCGCCUUCGCGUUACUACCCUUGCAAGGGGACCGCGACGGGGAUGGGGACGGGGACGCGGAGGGCUUGAGCUGCAGCUGGCAGAGGCCGCCUGGGGAACGCGGCUCCCGGGAGAUCCCAAGGGGCGAGCUCGACCUGAGCUUGACCGACCUCCGCGGCGCCCCGGGCUGCUCGCGUUGGGCGCCCAGCGAGCUGGAGGAGCCCGAGGGCGCGGCGGCGGCGGCGGCGGCGGCGCGCACCGCCAGGGGGCAGGGUGGCCGCCUGCCCAGGACCGGCAGGUACGCCGCCCUGCGGCGCCGCAGCACUAGCGGGCUCCCUGACUACCGGGCGCCGCCGUCCCCCGAGCCCCCACCCUCCCCGCGCAGCGCGGAGCUGGACUCGAGCCUUCUGGCCCAAGCUGCCUCCCCCUCCCCGCCCCUGCGGCUGGAGGACUCGCCCCCCGCCAGGCCGGACUCGCCGAGCUCCCAGUCGGACGACCCUUCCUGCUGCAAUAAGGGCUACAGCCCCCUGCGGGAGGCUGGCACCUCUUUGGAGUCAGUUGUGCAAGCAGUAGCCAGUAAAAGUCCAGACUGUGAGGCCGCCACGGCCCCGGGUGUGGAGCCGAGCCCCCCGGAGGAUCCCAGCCAAGGGCCACCUAAGGCCCAGCCACCUCAGCCGGUGCAGAGGCAGUUUACAAACAAGGAGAAACUCUUUAUGAUUUCCCGGUCUCAUGCCAUAGGGGUAGAGGAUGGAGAUCUGGAAAGUACUGGCAUUUAGGGCAAGAGGGAGCAAGGGGGCGGGGGGGAGGGGUGGAGUGAGAAAACUGGGGAAAUGCCCACUCCAAUCGGCGAAUUUAACAUUUCCCUCUUUCCCUGUGGACUCAUCCGAGGAAAUCGUCCAAUACCCAAAGAGCUGCAGAAUGUUAUCCUUGAAUUGCGUUCACAAGAUUCCUGUAGAUAACUCCAAGCAAAUUUUUUUUUUUAAAGCCAGCUAGUCUUUUAUGUCCGAUGGUGAUUGUACGUUCCAUGAAAACCAAAUGUAUUAAAAAGUCAGCAAUCUAGUUCAUUAGAUAAAAUUCUCUUAAUUUUCUUAGGAUCAAAAUAAUAUAUUUUUGACAGUAACUGUGCACUUUACUCCAACUUCCCACUCCCCCCUCCCUUCAUUUCCCUAACCCUGUACUCUGCUGCUGGUUUUGUCCAUAGCUGCUUGUGAAUGACAAGCUUCCUUUCUCUUAUGCUUUUGUGGAGCAUGGAAGGGGUUGUCCGCAGUUCUUUUAGAACUGACCUUACUAGAGGAAGUCAAAGCCAGAAGCAGGAGUAUGUCAGGAAAGAGCACUUUCCUUGCCCUACCCCACACUGCUCCAAUAGCCCAAAGGCCUCUUUAUUUUUUAAAAGGGUAUUUACAUUUUGCUACUAGGGUAUCUGAUGGAGAAGGGGAGGGGCAGCAUCUAGAUGGACUGUUACAUUCCUAAAUUCACUCUACCAAGUACACGAUACUUUCUUGAGUAUUAUCAUACGUGUAUUGCAAAUAGCGUUAUUAAAAAUCUUUUUUUAAUAAAAGAAGUUUCCAAACAGUUAACCAUAAUAUUGCCUCCUUUUGCCUUGGAACUAAUGCUUCUAACACAUUAAACAUUUAACAGUUCAGCUGGUAAAAUCUAAAAUAUUUUGCUAUGACACUGUAAUAUGAUAGUAGGUAUCCGCCCCCAAAGUGCUCUGUGCUAUCAUGACUCCAUCCAUUUCCAGUAUAUUUUUAACUUUUAAAUACAGGGUAGUAUUGAACAUUUGGGAGUUUCUCUUUCAAAUAGAAUGAGACAUUAAAUAAAUAGUAAUUUUCUAUAAUACUUCUAGUUUACCUCAAAGUAUUAAUUUAUAGAGCACCAGGCUUAAUGGCCCCUUUUCAGAACCAUUUGACUUAUUUGGUUUUGACUUUAAGUUCAUGAUCUCAAAUCCAUGGCCUACAUAGGCUAAAAAGAUAAUGUUUUAAUAAUUUGGGAGAUUGUUUACAGUUGAUUUUAUUAAAAGUCGGCUACUUACUCUUUAAGAAUAGUAGACGAGGUACCAUUUUGAUGCCUCUUCCUUUGAAUGUGAGAGCCGAGAAUCUCCAGAAUGGUAUUACUUGCUUUUGGCCAUUUGGAAAUGAGGCCUCAUUGUAGGAGGCUAAAAUACAGAUUUUAAAGGAAAAAAAACAGCCAAAGAUGUCAUGUUUGGUCUCCCUGGGUGAAGCAGUGAGUGGGUCCAGUGGAAAGAGUGCAGAUUCAGGAGUGAGACUAGACCCCAGCUCUCAGCAUUUGCUAGCUGUGUAACUUUGAACAGAAAC